Messenger RNA from Paecilomyces variotii, 985 nucleotides. RefSeq names its product Oxo-4-hydroxy-4-carboxy-5-ureidoimidazoline decarboxylase. NCBI's taxonomy places the organism in Eukaryota, Fungi, Ascomycota, Eurotiomycetes, Eurotiales, Thermoascaceae. The record is from RefSeq and is a predicted model, not a curated record. The transcript is spliced from 4 exons. Bases 402 to 962 code for a protein of 186 amino acids.
UGUGGGAAAUUGGAAACAACACAACUCUCUCCUCUCCGGACAAACAACUAUCAAACUCGCGCUCUAGUUGAAAUUGAAAUCCCAACUAUCAGUAGCUACUGAUAUUCGAGCUCGGUGACCUCCACCUACGGAGCUCGUGGUUGGACGCGGGAGCUCUCCGCACGCAGCUCGGGGAACCCCGAUGGUGGGACGUGACACUGGAAAGUCAGUCGUAUCUUCUCUACCUAGAGAUAAUAAUUCACACCUUGUGUUCUUAGUUUAUUACAUCCUUCUUCUUCAAUAAUCAGCUCUCCAAGAAAUCAUUCCCAGACAAAAAAAAAGAAUCAUCUCUCUUUCCUACCUACCUACUAUUAUCAACACCCCACCAUCCCACUCUAUAUACUGUACAUACAACCACAACCAUGUCUCCCACCCUCCCUCCCAUCUCCUCCAUCCAAUCCCUCCCUCAAGAAUCCCAAUUCCACAUCCUAGAUACCCUCUUCGAACCCUCUCCUCAGCUCCACACCCUCAUGGCCCCCGUUCUCUCCCACCAGUCCUUUUCCAGCUACGACUCCCUCAUCGACGCCGUCGGCGGCCGCAUGACCGCCCUCUCCGCCGCAAACUCCCCGCAAGAUAAAGAGAUCCUCGAAGGGAUCCUCGGUUCGCAUCCGCGUCUGGGCGAGUCCUCGCCUGCUGCGAAAGAGCACAUGAGCGAGCUGAGUCGGAAGGAGCAGGCGAAUUUGAAUAAGAGUGAGGGAGAAGGAGAGGCGGAGAAAUUGAGGAUGUUGAAUAGGGAGUAUGAGGAGAAGUUUCCGGGGUUGAGAUACGUAGUCUUUGUGAACGGUCGUGGAAGAGAUGUCAUUAUGGAAGAUAUGCGUCGGAGGAUCGACCGUGGUGAUAUUGAGCGCGAGAAGGAGGAGACUAUACAGGCAAUGUGCGAUAUCGCCAAGGACCGCGCGAGGAAGUUGCAGAAGUCGGAAUAAUCGAGAUCGAUCGGUUCCUUUGC